Molecule: messenger RNA, 1045 nt
Organism: Fundulus heteroclitus (mummichog)
Lineage: Eukaryota; Metazoa; Chordata; Actinopteri; Cyprinodontiformes; Fundulidae
Product: granzyme K-like
Exons: 5
Coding region: 138-899 (253 amino acids)
Biological process (GO): proteolysis
Molecular function (GO): serine-type endopeptidase activity
Source: RefSeq, a predicted model, not a curated record
GUGGAUCAGCUCUUAUUUCACAAUCGCAUAUAUUUUGCUGAUUCAUGCAUUUUGAUGGUCAGACCACACCCUUUAAGAUAAACUGAUAAAAAGCAGAGUGAGCAUUGUGAGGGGUGCAUUUAUCAUCAGAGACAGAAAUGUUGUGUCUGAGAGGGUUGGUUCCUUUCGUCCUCGGUGCCUUUUUCCUUAUUGUCAAAUCCAGUCAUGGUUCUGAGAUUAUUGAUGGGAAAGAAGUGACGCCCCACUCGUUGCCUUUCAUGGCUCUGCUGGAGACAACUGAACCAGAAUGUGGAGGAAUACUAAUUGAUCCAUUAUGGGUUCUGACUGCUGCACACUGCGAAGACAUAAAGACCGUGUUGCUGGGGGUUCACUCCAUCAAGGAAAAGAAGAAAGAAAAAUGUUUCAGGCAGGUCCGUAAGGUGAAGAAGAGUUUUCCUCAUCCUAACUAUAAUCCCGAAGACGAUGACAAUGACCUCAUGUUGCUCAAGCUGAACAAGGCAGUGAGGCAAACCCUAUGGGUGAGCAGCCUCAAGCUGGAUGAAGUUGUCAAAGACCCACCAGCUGGUUCAGUCUGUACGGUGGCUGGAUGGGGAACAACCAAUGUGGAUUGUUUUUCAGAUGUUUUGAUGGCGGUCAAUGUGACUGUGGUUGAUAGAAUUAAAUGCAACUCCAAGGAUUAUUACGACUCUUACAUAACCAAGAACAUGAUAUGUGCCGGGUCGGAUGGUGAAAACGCUGCUGACACUUGUCAGGGAGAUUCAGGUGGGCCAAUAUUGUGCAAUGGAGCUGUAGUUGGAGUCACAAGUUUUGGGGAGGAAUGUGGAAUCAAACACAAGCCUGGAGUUUACGCUUUCCUUACAAAAGAUCAUCUUGACUGGAUCAAGAAGACAAUGAAGUAAUGCAAAAAAAAAAAAAAAACAUUGUCUUUGAAUUUAGCUGUUUUUUGCUUUGCCGCUUUUUUGAUUUCCUGCUUUCAUUCAGCCUGCAUUAUGUUACUAAGAACUGUACAUUUGUACAACCAAUAAACAUAUAGUACAAAUCCUGA